AUGGCUCCCAAGUCCAAGCAGUCGUCGAGGAAGGGCAAGGAAGCCGCCGCCGCCGCUGCUUCUGCCGCCCAAUACGAAUACUACGACGAGGUUUCUCCCGCUGGCACGACGGGUAGUUAUUAUGCCUCCUCGUCGACCACGGCCACGACCGGACCUAGUCCGCUGACGGAGUACGACGAGACCCCCGGUGUGGCGGCGGCGGCGGCAACGGCGACGACUACGGCUGUCGUCCAGUCCAAGUCCAUACAGAGCGAGGGCGAGAUUGUGUUACAGGGCCCGCUCGAGGUCGCUGGUUCUGUGAAGGCUGGGGGGAAUAUCAUGCUGAAUGGGGACUUUGAUGUGAGGGAUAAGGUAGAGGCGUAUGGCACGGUUGAUGUCAAUGGGAAUUUGGUUUGCGAGUAA
Messenger RNA from Colletotrichum fioriniae, 402 nucleotides. RefSeq lists its product as uncharacterized. The record is from RefSeq and is a predicted model, not a curated record. NCBI's taxonomy places the organism in Eukaryota, Fungi, Ascomycota, Sordariomycetes, Glomerellales, Glomerellaceae.